AUGGACCUCCCCGACUCGUUGCUGCAUCUGUUGUUUCACAUAUACUCCAAGUGUACCUUCCUCAACGUGCUUGGAGCCUUCGUCUUCCUCGUCCUCGCCGCCUACCUCAUUGAGCGCUUCAUCACCGGUGUCGCCUAUCCGCCUUCCAUUCCUCUCAUCCGCGAGCCGGAGGGUGCGCGUAGCUUCAGCUUGCGCACUCGAAUUUCGUACUACACCGAAUGCAAAGCCAUAUAUGAGGAUGCUUGGAAUCAGUAUCUCAAGCAUGGCCGCCCCGUCGUCGUCCCGGGAAUAGGAUCUCGUAAGGAGGUCAUCCUACCCCCGGAGCACAUCCGCUGGGCUCUGGCACAGCCCGAGAGCCGCCUGAGCGUCGCCGAGGCCAUGGCCGAAGUCGACCAGGCCCACUGGAGCCUGGGUCACGCCGGGCCUGUCCUCGACUCAUGGCAGGGCCUGCUGAUCAAGACGGAACUGAACCGCUCCCUCGAGACCAUCUGCAGUGCAUUGAGUGACGAGCUCGGCCGCGCCUUCGACAAGCACUUUGGUACCGAUACGACGACGUGGCGUGAGAUAGACCUGCGCAACACCAUCACAAAGGUUGUCGCCCAGGCCAACUCGCGCUUCACCGUCGGCCUGCCUCUCUGCCGUAACGAGGGCUACCUGCAGGCCCUACUCGACGUAAACGACCUGCUCAUCACCGUCGGCGGUUUCUGCUCUGGCCUACCGCAUGUCCUCCGUCCGUUCCUGGGGGGUCUCCUGUCGAUUCCUAUGAAAUUCAAGAUAGAUCACAUCAAGCAAUGGCUCGUACCCCUGUGGGAUGACCGCAUCCGCAUGGCACGGGAGGCCAAAGCCGCCGGCGCCAACGGCUUCAGCAUGCCCGAACCGACUGACCACGUCCAGGCCAUGGCCCGCUACGCUCUGCGCGAACGACCCAACGAGGUGGACGACUACGAGCUUAUUGUCCGCCGCAUCUGCGCCGCCAACUUUGGUGCCGUCCACCAGACCGUCAUCCAGGUCACCAACCUGCUUCUCAACAUUAUCGACUCGGACCACCAGCACAACACCAUAGCCACCCUGCUCGAUGAGUCGGACCGCAUCCUCAGUGAUUCGGACCCCGCCGCCGCCGACAGUGACGAGGUGACUGGUCAGUGGACAAAGGGCCGUGUCAACCGUAUGGUCUUCGCUGACAGUGCCUCGCGCGAGACGCUGCGCCUCCAAUCAUUUGCCAACCGCUCCCUUAUCCGCAAGGUCAUGACAAACGACAUGGCCACGCCUGACGGCCACCCCCUGCCAAAGGGCACAAUCGUCUCCUUCCUCGUCUGGCCCUCCCAGACCAACCCAGACGCCUACGAAGACCCGCUAACCUACGAUCCCUUUCGCUUCGCCCGGUCCGGGUCCAACCCUGGCGACGACGGAAGCGAGGAGAAGAAGACGCAGACUUUUGUCACGACGUCACAGGAUUACCUGGCCUUUGGCCACGGCAAGCACGCAUGCCCGGGUCGCUUCAUUGUCGACUUUGAGCUCAAGAUGAUCAUCAACCAUGUCCUACGGUAUUACGACGUGCGCUUUCCCGACGAGUAUGAAGGGAAGAAGCCGCCGAAUGACUGGAUGUGCGAAGCUACAUUUCCGCCUCGUGGAGUUAGGAUAUGUGUUAGGAGGAAGGCGUGA
This is a messenger RNA of Geosmithia morbida, 1662 nucleotides long. RefSeq names its product Cytochrome P450. Bases 1 to 1662 code for a protein of 553 amino acids. The record is from RefSeq and is a predicted model, not a curated record. The transcript is spliced from 2 exons. Lineage: Eukaryota; Fungi; Ascomycota; Sordariomycetes; Hypocreales; Bionectriaceae. Gene Ontology annotation, molecular function: iron ion binding; oxidoreductase activity, acting on paired donors, with incorporation or reduction of molecular oxygen; heme binding.